Molecule: messenger RNA, 1610 nt
Organism: Acromyrmex echinatior (Panamanian leafcutter ant)
Lineage: Eukaryota; Metazoa; Arthropoda; Insecta; Hymenoptera; Formicidae
Gene: Cpr97Ea
Product: cuticular protein 97Ea
Cellular component (GO): chitin-based extracellular matrix
Molecular function (GO): structural constituent of chitin-based larval cuticle
Source: RefSeq, a predicted model, not a curated record
GAGGGCCUCAGUUCGAGCAAUCGCCGGUACUCUAGCCUCGCUGCCUACUUACAUUCACAUACACUAACACAACCAUCGACCGCCGGGAAACACGAUGCACACCCUCGCGACGGUAGCAACGGUGCUCACCGCGCUGCUAGCGGUAUCGGCACAACAGUACCAGCGACCUGGCGGUAAUUAUAUUGACGAUUAUGCCCAAUACGACUCCCAACAACCUAGCCAGCCGACUCCACGUAGCUACGCGACCGAUCCGGACCGUCAAUCGGCUGCGCCAGCGAAUCCGAAGCCGACGCCGGUGGCAAUCCUGAAGCAAAUCAAUCGACACAACGAAGAUGGUUCGUACACGUAUGGUUUCGAAGGCGCAGAUGGCUCCUUCAAGAUUGAGACCAAAUUGCCGACCGGCGACGUGAAGGGCAAGUACGGUUUCGUCGAUGACACUGGCAAGGUCCGUAUAGUCGAAUAUGGCGCGGAUCAGUACGGCUUCCAGCCGGCCGGUGAAGGUAUCACCGUGGCCCCACCAACCCUAUUCGACGAGACCACCAGCAAGGAGGCCCUCGCAGCGCAGGCCUACGAGGAGCAACAACAGCAGCAGCAGCCACGGCAACUGCCCGCUCGUCCGGCUUAUCAACAACAAUCACACACCCAGGCUGUAUACGCUCCUGCGCAGGUAGCCCCAAGCAGACCCGCGCUCCCCAAACCUCCCAUUUUCACCCCGGCUGCCCCAGCACCCCAAGCGCCGCGACAACCCCUGCUGCCGCAGAACUACGAGCCAGCGCCGUCCUCGCAGCUCUACAAUCAGGGACCAGCUCAGUUCAGUCCUGCGCCACAACAAUCUGAUGGCCGUUCCCAGCCGCAGGCCCGCAGCGGCGCGGGUGGUGGUAUCCUGGACCAGCUCGCCAGGGACUAUGCUCUGCCUCAGGGAGUGGCACCGCCAUUGCACGACAUCAGCUUCGGCUACUACUAGGCUGUCUAGUCCUGCCCCUUUGCCUACCGAAGAGUAGAAGAGUCUAGGAUCAAUCGUUCGAGCCUCAACAAAAUUUUAUGCCGCUCAAUUGUAACUCUAUGUUGAAACUCUAAUGUUUUUCAUAGAAUAGAUUUACGUUAUGUCAAUGUAGAAUUUAAUUUUCGUGUAUAGAAAUUAAGCGCUAUGUGUAUUAUAACUAUAAUAUAGUUAUAAGAGUACGAUCUACUUACGUUGCAAAUGCUUCGAAGCACUUGAUUGAUCAAUCAGAAAAAAGAAGUUUAUUAACUAACCAAUCAAAGAAUGCUUUAAAGAAUUGUUGCAUCAAGUGGACCGUAACCCAAGUAUUAUGAUUGAUCCUAAACUCAAUUGCUCGUUUCGGUUACGUGUUGGUCUUGUAUUCUAUUCGUGAAAUGGGACGCGUCGGCGACUGGAUAACUUGUCAUAAUUUUGGCGUGACUCACUCUAUCUGAAGUGGACGGCAGUGUGAUGAUCGCGAAUAGAUCAUAUAUUGCAAUCGGAAGUUGAGAAUUAUUAGUCUAUUGAUGUCUAAAAUCGCGAUAAAAUUCUAUUCCGUUCACGUAACAUGAUUUUUUUUCAUAUUAAUUAUAUUUAAUUAACAAUUCAAAUACGUAUCUACACAAGAGAG